This is a messenger RNA of Thelazia callipaeda (thelaziosis nematode), 1308 nucleotides long. The record is from the annotation of a GenBank genome assembly. NCBI's taxonomy places the organism in Eukaryota, Metazoa, Nematoda, Chromadorea, Rhabditida, Thelaziidae.
AUGAAUCCAUUUUGUGGAAAAUUUCAUGAAUGCAAUUGGAUAUCUGUUGACAAUUUUAAUGGCGAGAAUUUAAAUUCUAAUGUAUUCUUUUUAUCACAUUGUCAUUCUGAUCACAUGCAAGGCUUGAAUAGUGAUCAGUUCUAUCAGUUAAUCGCGAACAAAUGUUCAGUAUUGUACUGUCAUAGAAUAUCCAUAGUUCUUCUCAACUCAGAUACUUGUUACAGAAGACUGGUAGUAAGAAUUGAAAUUUAUAUUAAAAUGGUGAAGGAACACAUUGUAGUCAAAGAUUACAAUGAAAAAUUCAUAGUGAGUGGUUCUGGUACUGACACGGAACAAAAAAUGUUACUACCGUCGUCAUCUGCUAGUGUUACAUUUUUGGAUGCGCAGCACAUUCCGGGUUCUGUCAUAUUUUAUAUCAGUGGCCUGAUUUGUUUUACUAGGAUUUUUUUUGAAUUCGACUGUGGUUUGAAAUUGCUGUACACAGGAGAUUAUCGAUUGUCAAAAGAUGACUGGAUUGCUUGUGAAACAUUGAAGGACCCAUUUUCGAGUUCGGGUUUUAAAAGGCUUGAUGCAUUAUAUUUUGAUAAUACAUUUUGCUGCAAACAAUUUCGAAAAUUGCCUACCCCUAGGCAAAGUUGUUUACUUUGUGUUGAAAUGGUAAGAAAAUGGCUACAAAAAGAUCCGAUUAAUAAAGUUUUAUUAUGGUGUGAUAGGUACUUCAAAAUUGAAAAGUUAUUGCGUUUAGCUCGAAAACUUUCAGGCAAAUAUGGCCAUGAACUGUUUUUAAAAGCGAUUUGGGAUGAGCUUGGCAUCAAGUGUCAUGUUACAAUGGCUAAGUAUCGUGUAUAUUCAAGCAUUGAUCUAUAUGUUGAUUGCGUCACUCCUAUUGCUCGUGACACUCGUGUACAUGCAUGCACUACAAAACCUGAUCAGUCAGAAGAAGCCUUUUAUGAAGAUAACCAAAGUAUGGUAUUCAAACGGAAAAAUGAAACUAUCUUCAAACAGGAAAUAUCAACUUGUUGGCAAUGUCGACCUGAUGCUGAACACGUAUUAGUGAUAAGGCCAUCAGCAAUAUGGUUUCUGAGAAGAAAUGAAAAAAAUGUGUUAGGAUAUGAAAAUGGUCGAUUUUGCCGUCUGUUGUAUUCAGGUCACUCUUCAUUAGCUGAAGUUGAAGAUACGUUCAAAUUGCUGAAACCUGUGCAUGCUUUUCCAAAUACUACAAGCAAACGCAAUAAAAAUCAUGCAAACAAAUUAAUCAAAUACUUAAUGUAUUCUUCGGCAUCAUAUGUGAAAAGCUUUUUAGAUUAG